Molecule: messenger RNA, 7420 nt
Organism: Scaptodrosophila lebanonensis
Lineage: Eukaryota; Metazoa; Arthropoda; Insecta; Diptera; Drosophilidae
Gene: PlexA
Product: plexin A3
Exons: 9
Coding region: 600-6416 (1938 amino acids)
Biological process (GO): semaphorin-plexin signaling pathway involved in axon guidance; regulation of GTPase activity; sensory neuron axon guidance
Cellular component (GO): semaphorin receptor complex
Molecular function (GO): protein binding; semaphorin receptor activity
Source: RefSeq, a predicted model, not a curated record
AUUGUUUUGGUGGCAAUAAAUAAGAAAAAAGUGAUAAAAGUUAAAAUAAUAAAUAGUGCGUGUGUCGGUUUUCUUAAAUUAUUUAAAAGUGUUAUGAACGGUGCCGCUCACCUUCGCCCGCGCCCUCACCGCCCAUUGUGCACUACAUCUACACUCAUAUUAUACAUACACACACAUACUCACUGUGAAAAAUUGAGACUUCUUUUAAAACUACUCAACAAUCUAUUAAAUAAAUAAUAAAUAUAAUGUCGCUGCUCGUUACUUGAGGUCGAUGCAUAUAAUAAAAUAUGUAUGUAUAGUGUAAAUCUGUAGAUAGUUUUAAUAUCAAAUGGAUAAGACAAAGCCGAAGGAAAUUGAAAGGGCGUUGUAAACAUAGAGAGAAGCUGCACAUGGAUUGAAUAUACCAAACAUACUCAAAAGAAAUCGGAAGCUCGUCGCUUGGACACAAAAGUAAUUGAGAAUCUUUAGAAUCUGUAGCUGUAGUUGUAGCCGUAACUACUCAUAUAGCUAAAAGAAACGAAAAAAACAACACAUAUAUCUCGAUAAGUCCUCAUCGGAUUGAAAAGAUCGCCGGUGGGCGAAAUUGUGUGAACGUGGAAAUGCAUAUAAUACUAUGUAUAUUGCUAGUAACUACUGUAAAAGAUGUCUUCACAAAUGGAGAGCUGACAAAAAGUCGCAAUGACAUGCUAUCACUUAAGUCCGACAGAUUGGUUGCCAAUUCGACGGAUAUCGGCGCUGCUGGACAAGCAAAAAACAAUAGCUCCAUAAUUACACAUGUCGCUAAAUUCGAUACCAUCCUCAACCAUCUACUGGUGGACACAGUCACUGGUCGUGUUUUUGUCGGUGGAGUCAAUCGCUUGUAUCAGCUCUCACCAGAUCUGCAGCUGCACGAGACGGUAAAGACGGGUCCACAGAAUGAUUCCGUUGAGUGCACCCUACUUGAUUGUCCCGCGAACGCUGUGCGCAAGCCCACGGAUAAUUACAAUAAAGUGUUGCUAAUAGAUCGCGCCACAUCGCGUCUCAUUGUAUGCGGUUCAGUGUUCCAGGGCACGUGUACCGUGCGCAAUCUACAGAAUGUGAGCAUUGUGGAGCAGGAUCUGCCCGAUGCUGUGGUGGCCAACGAUAAUAAUUCAUCGACUGUGGCUUUUAUAGCACCAGGACCACCACAACAUCCGUUGACAAAUGUCAUGUAUGUGGGCGUGACCUACACCAAUAAUUCUCCUUAUCGCAGUGAAAUACCUGCGGUCGCGUCACGAUCCCUAGAGAAAUCCAAAAUGUUCCAGAUUGCCUCCUCGGCGGUGACAACAGGCACACGUACUUUUAUAAAUUCGUAUGCCCGUGAGACCUAUUUAGUCAACUAUGUGUACGGCUUCAGUUCGGAACGUUUCUCCUACUUCUUGACCACCCAACUGAAGCACAGUCAUCAUUCAUCGCCCAAGGAAUAUAUCACAAAGUUGGUGCGCAUCUGCCAGGAGGAUUCCAAUUAUUACUCAUACACGGAAAUUCCUGUGGAGUGCAUAAGCGAUGCCCAGGGUGGAACGAAAUUUAAUUUGGUUCAGGCUGGAUUCUUGGGCAAACCAAGCUCAGAUCUGGCCCAGAGUCUUGGCAUUACAAUUCAGGAUGAUGUUCUCUUUGCCGUCUUCUCAAAGGGAGAUGGCAAUACACCCACAAACAACUCGGCUUUCUGCAUUUACUCCUUGAAAUCGAUUCGUCGGAAAUUCAUGCAUAAUAUCAAGUCCUGUUUCAACGGCAAUGGCAUGAGAGGUCUGGACUUUAUAUCGCCCAGCAUGCCUUGUGUGCUAACGAAAUUGCAAACAAUUGGCGAAGAUUUUUGCGGUUUGGAUGUGAAUUCGCCUCUAGGCGGAGAGUAUCCCAUUACUUCUGUGCCCGUGGCCAUGUUCGAUAAAAGACUAACCGCUGUUGCAGCUACAAGCACCAGCGGUUACACUGUCGUCUUUAUUGGAACCAGUGAUGGUUACAUCAAGAAGGUGGUUGUGGAGUCCUCAAACAUUGCCAAUGAAUAUGCUAGCCUAGCCGUUGAUGUGGGCUCACCCAUCAAUCAGGACAUGCAAUUCGAUAAUCAAAACCUCUACAUCUACGCCAUGUCGGAGAGGAAAGUGUCGAAAGUGAAGGUUUAUGAUUGUGCUGAUUACAAGACUUGUGGCGAAUGUCUAGGUGCCAAGGAUCCGUACUGUGGCUGGUGCUCCCUGGAGAACAAAUGCAGUCCGCGCUCCAAUUGUCAAGAUGAUGCCAAUGAUCCUCUAUAUUGGGUUAGCUAUAAGACUGGAAAAUGCACAACGAUUACAAGUGUGGUGCCACAUCAACUGCAGAGAACCACAGCGCGCACUUUGGAGCUGAUUAUCGACCAUCUGCCACAAUUAAAGGAAAACCUAAUAUGUGCUUUUACCACUGAGGACAAAGCGCUCUUCACAAAUGCCACCAAGAAGCGAAACGGUGUAAAUUGCACAACGCCACGGACCGAUAUGUUGCCUCAAAUCGAACAGGGCAAGCAUCAUUUCACGGCCAAGCUCUCGGUGCGGACACGCACGGGUCCAGAUCUAGUGUCGACAGACUUCACCUUCUUCGACUGCAGCACACAUUCAUCGUGCACCAGAUGCGUCUCAUCCGAAUUUCCAUGCGAUUGGUGCGUAGAGGCACAUCGUUGCACUCACGAUACGGCAGAAAACUGUCGCAACGACAUACUUGUAACUGGCGUAAGCCGCAUCGGACCAAGCUACCGUUCCGGCCCAGGCUUCUGCCCCACCAUCAACGCCACUGGUGAUGGCAGCGAGGUCUUAGUUGCUGCGGGCACCAGCAAAUCUAUUAAGGUCAAGGUACACAUCAUCGGACAGUUUAUUGUGCAGACCCGAUUCGUCUGCCAGUUUAACAUCGAGGGACGCGUUACUAGCUUGACUGCCCAGCUGUUGGGGGACACAAUUUAUUGCGACAGCAUGGAAUUCCAGUACACAUCGAGGUCUCCCAAUUUGACUGCAACAUUUGCCGUUAUCUGGGGCGGCUCUAAGCCCCUGGAUAAUCCACACAAUAUUCAUGUUGUCAUUUAUCGUUGUCGGGAUAUGGCGGACAGUUGUGGCAUUUGCCUGGCCUUGGCUGAGAAAUACAACUGCGGUUGGUGCUCAUCGACAAACUCCUGCGAGGUGGAGGAACAGUGCAAUAAAAAUAAUGAGGGCAAAACCGAUUGGCUUAAUCGCAAUGAGAUUUGCCCGAAUCCCGAAAUACAGUCGUUCGAGCCCAAAACCGGUCCCUGGGAGGGAGGCACUAAUAUUACCAUACGCGGCAUAAAUCUGGGCAAAAACUACAUGGAUAUCUAUUCGGGUGUACGAAUUGCUGGCAUCAACUGUAUGCCUUUUAAGGAAUUCUACAUUGAUACAAAACAGAUCGUGUGUAUUGUGGACAGUCCCGGAGAGCAAAUGUAUCGGAAUGGACGGAUUGUGGUGCAAAUUGGUGACUAUCGUGGCGAAUCGAAGGAAGAUUAUGAAUUUGUUGAUCCGAAAAUAUCGAACUUUUAUCCAAAAUUCGGUCCAACUUCUGGUGGCACAGAAAUCCGUAUAAUUGGCAAGCAUUUGAAUGCUGGAUCGCGCAUCCAAGCCUUCAUCAACGACCAUUUGCCAUGCCAAAUACUAAGUGCUGACAGUUCCGAAGCUAUUUGUCGUACCUCGCCAUCACCGGGCAUUAUCGAGGGACGUUUAAAAAUGUCCUUCGACAAUGGGCCGCGUGAGUUUAACGACUAUAAUUUUAAAUAUGUACUCGAUCCCACAGUUGAGCAGGUUAGCUCGGGACCCACAGCACAAAUCAAGGUUGCCAAAGGCAUUCCCGCUGGCGGCAUAAGAAUCGCAGUCACAGGAACACAAUUUACGAGCAUACAAAGUCCAAGCAUUUAUGUCUAUUAUAAAGGACAAAUGUAUACAAGUGGCUGUCUUGUGAAAUCUGAUACGGAAAUGGAAUGCGCCUCCCCAAUAAUUGAGGCAGAUAGCGAAACAUUGAAUGCCGAUAAUCCAACACAACUUGAAUAUGGUUUUCUAAUGGACAAUGUACUCAGGGUGCAAAACCUUUCAAAGACUCAUAACAAUUACUUUGAACUCUAUCCGAAUCCGCAAUAUUUCCCCUUUGAGGAGCGCGUAAAAUACUUUAAGAGCGAAUAUCUAACUAUAAAUGGUCGCAACCUUGAUCGGGCCUGUAAGGAGAGCGAUGUGGAAGUAAAGAUUGGCAAUGGUUUCUGCAAUAUAACCUCGUUAUCGCGUCAGCAACUCACCUGCCGACCUCCUACAGAGGCUGCAGCGGCGACGGGUACUGGUGGGGGUCCCGAGGUAAUUGUGCGUAUUGGAUCCUCACUUGAAUACCGCAUUGGAAUACUCAGUUAUGCAUCGUCCAAUUUUAUAACGGACUUUGGUGACAAUUUUCUAAUGGGCAUUGUAGCUGGCAUUGUUGUCCUCCUGCUGAUCUUCGUCGCUCUUCUUGUGGCGUAUAAGAAGAAGAGCAGCGAAUCAAGUCGCGUUUUGCGGAACAUGCAGGAGCAGAUGGAUAUCCUGGAGUUGCGUGUAGCCGCCGAGUGCAAGGAGGCAUUUGCGGAGCUGCAAACUGAAAUGACAGACCUGACUGGUGAUCUCACAUCGGGUGGCAUACCAUUCCUUGAUUAUCGUUCCUAUGCCAUGAAAAUACUCUUCCCUAACCAUGAAGAUCACAUUGUUUUGCAAUGGGAGAGACCAGAACUGCUACGGAAAGAGAAAGGCCUACGUCUAUUUGGUCAGCUCAUCAUGAACAAAACAUUCUUGCUACUCUUCAUACGCACACUCGAAUCGAAUCGUUAUUUCUCUAUGCGCGAACGCGUCAAUGUAGCCUCACUAAUUAUGGUUACACUGCAAUCGAAAUUGGAAUACUGCACAGAUAUCCUAAAAACAUUGUUGGGUGACCUCAUCGAGAAAUGCAUUGAGGGAAAAAGUCAUCCAAAACUAUUGCUACGUCGCACGGAAAGUGUUGCGGAAAAGAUGUUGAGUGCCUGGUUUACGUUCCUCUUGUAUAAAUUCCUCAAAGAGUGUGCCGGUGAGCCUCUCUAUAUGCUCUUCCGUGCUGUCAAGGGGCAGGUGGAUAAGGGUCCCGUCGACGCCUGCACUCAUGAGGCUCGCUACUCCUUGAGCGAAGAGAAAUUGAUUCGGCAGUCAAUCGAUUUCCGACCCAUGACUGUGUACGCGAGUAUUAUACAGCAACCUAUAUUCUGUAACAACCUGGAUAUGUUGCCCCUACACACUGAAAAUGUGUCUGUCAAGGUUCUUGACUGCGACACCAUUGGGCAGGUUAAGGAGAAAUGUUUGGAGACAAUAUACAGAAAUAUACCAUCCAGCCAAAGGCCACGCAAGGAUGACUUAGACUUGGAAUGGCGAACUGGUGCUACGGGCCGAGUUAUUUUGUACGAUGAAGACGCAACUUCGAAAACCGAAAGUGAAUGGAAGAAACUAAACAAUUUACAGCACUAUAAUGUUCCAGAUGGAGCUGGACUUAGCCUAGUUCCCAAACAAAGCUCUAUCUAUAAUUUCAGUAUAUUGUCGGAUAAAAACGAAAAAUCUCACAAAUACGAAACUCUUAAUAUAUCGAAAUAUACAUCAUCCUCACCAACAUUUAGCCGCGCUGGCAGCCCUUUGAACAAUGAUAUGCCCGAAAAUGGCUUAAAAUACUGGCAUUUAGUCAAACAUCAUGACAGUGAUAUACAAAAGGAGGGCGAACGCGUCAACAAAUUAGUCUCAGAAAUCUACUUAACAAGACUUCUAGCAACUAAAGGCACCUUGCAGAAAUUUGUAGAUGAUCUAUUUGAGACAAUAUUCAGCACCGCACAUCGUGGGUCGGCUCUGCCCUUAGCCAUCAAAUAUAUGUUUGACUUUUUGGACGAUCAAGCCAUACAUCAUGGCAUUACAGAUCCUGAAGUUGUGCACACAUGGAAAAGCAACAGCUUACCACUACGCUUCUGGGUGAACUUGAUAAAAAAUCCAAAUUUUGUAUUUGAUAUUCACAAAUCGAACAUUGUCGAUUCCUGUCUGUCUGUCGUUGCUCAAACGUUCAUGGAUUCCUGCUCGACUUCUGACCAUCGAUUGGGGAAAGAUUCGCCAAGCUCGAAACUGUUGUACGCAAAAGAUAUUCCAGAGUAUCGCAAAUGGGUAGACCGCUAUUACAGGGAUAUCCGGGACAUGCCACCUAUAUCAGAUCAGGAUAUGAACGCAAUGCUCGCCGAGGAAUCUAGAUUGCACACAACGGAGUUUAAUACAAACUGCGCCCUGCAUGAGCUCUACACCUAUGCUGUGAAGUACAAUGAACAGUUGACGGUCACACUAGAGGAGGAUGAAUUUUCACAGAAGCAGCGACUUGCCUUCAAAUUGGAACAAGUUCACAAUAUCAUGUCGGCAGAAUAGAACUCAUCAGAACUACAGAGAGCAUUCAACACGAUGCAGGCGGCGAAUUUUUUGAAAAGGUCUGCAUCGAAACUUUGGUGUUAAUAUUAGAAACAACCGAAGGUUGAGCAGAAACAGCCAUUUCACUAAAUAUAACAUACCACCUAUAUAUGUAUACCCCAUUGCGAAUGCGAACUUACAUAAAUGCUUUAUCCGUUCCAUUCUUCUUUAUUAUUAUGUGAUUAAAUGAUGAUUCGCGAAAUACAUAUGUACAAAGUUGCAAAGAUUUUGGCAUUACAAAACAAUCCGCUCUAUACACAAUUUAACGUCAACGUCAGCAACGCACAUAAAUAUUUUUUGAAUUUACGCCAAAAUUACGCGUCACAAUUCCAAUUUGUAUCUGGUAUCUGUAUUACCUAUACAUAUAUAUGCAUUAUCUGUAUGUGUCCGCUCCCAAAAUACAGUACAAAGAAUAUUUAUGAGCAAUUCGAAGUUGUACGAUAAACAGCAAUAUACUCACGUUCUCUCUAAUAUUGGAGGAAGCAAUAAGGUCAAGUUUUGUCUCUUUGUGUAGAUAGAUAUGUGUCAAUGAUAAAUAUUUCAAUAUUGCCAUAAUAAUGCUCUUUGAUCAAACAAUGCCAGAAUAAAAAAAGAAAGAAAUGGAUUGAAAAACAAAUGAACAAAGCAAAAGCAAAGCAACGUUAAGUAAAGUAAAGUUAAAAUGAAAGCAAAGGAUGUUUAAAUUAUGAGAACAGAACAUCAAAGCAAAUAUGCAAAAUGUGCAACAACUAAAAUAAAUACGAGAAAACAAAACAAAUUGUAGAACUACCAGCAUUCCGAUCACAACUCGCCAACAAGCUGCAAGACGCCAUUCACCAUAAUGUAUGUACGAUCAUCAUGUAUAUCAUUUAGAUACAUAUGUACUAUGUGUCGACUUUGCUCAUUUAAUAUUAUUAUAUGUAUGUACUGCGUGUAAGUAAGUGUCUAAGAUCGGAUAUCGAUAUUAAAUUAAUCCAAACGUAAAA